This is a messenger RNA of Lacerta agilis (Sand lizard), 665 nucleotides long. Its product is annotated as fucolectin-like. The record is from RefSeq and is a predicted model, not a curated record. The transcript has 4 exons. NCBI's taxonomy places the organism in Eukaryota, Metazoa, Chordata, Lepidosauria, Squamata, Lacertidae. Bases 72 to 617 code for a protein of 181 amino acids.
ACUUUGCUGGAAGCAGGGAGGUCUCCGUGUCAGUUUCACUAAGAGGGUGGGUCGUUCUGCUGAUCCCAAGGAUGUUCCUCACCUGGACUUGGCUGCUGGCCCCGGCGCUCCUGGCAGCGCAUGGAGAGGCCCAGAGCUGCAAGCCUGAAUUUCAAGGUGCUGCUCUCAACUUGGCCAAAGGCCGCCCAGCUUGUCAGUCCUCCAUCUUUCCACACGAGAUCAUUGCGGCAGCAAGCAAAGCUGUGGAUGGGAACUGCGGUGGGGACUGGUAUAAACCCGGCACCUGCACCCACACUCUGCUAGACACGGAGCCUUGGUGGUACGUGGACUUGGGUGAACAGUAUGCCAUCUCCGUGGUGGUGGUGAAGAAUCGCGGGGACUGCUGCGGCGAGAGACUCCAGGGAGCCCAGAUCCGUGUGGGAGACUCUGUGGCUGACCAUGGCAAGUCCAACCCCCUCUGUGGGACCAUCACAAACACCAGCCUUGGCUCUGUCAGCACCUUGAACUGCAAUUGGCUCAAGGGCCGCUAUGUGAGCGUCAACAUCCCGGGAAGGGCCGAAUACUUGACCUUGUGUGAAGUGGAGGUCUAUGGCACCAAGGUAGAAGACCUGUGUUAGAGCUCAGUAGUCGCUCUCUCUGUGUGUGUGUGAAUGUGUUGGUGUUGG